This is a messenger RNA of Carassius auratus (goldfish), 5272 nucleotides long. RefSeq names its product ankyrin repeat domain 33ba (gene ankrd33ba). The transcript is spliced from 4 exons. The record is from RefSeq and is a predicted model, not a curated record. Gene Ontology annotation, molecular function: protein binding. Bases 526 to 2055 code for a protein of 509 amino acids. NCBI's taxonomy places the organism in Eukaryota, Metazoa, Chordata, Actinopteri, Cypriniformes, Cyprinidae.
UCGGAUUAUGGAGGCAGAGUUUUGAAGCGAACUCGUCUAUUUCUGUUAUCUUCUGCUGGGAAUGUCCAGCGCUUCCACCCUCAGUGCUGUUUGUUUGGAAAAUCCCAAAAUCUGAAAAGUUUCUCAGGAAACAAAUUGCGACAUUCUGAAGACUGUUUCACAUUACAUGUAACUGCAAAUACUUAUUUUCUGCAAAUUUCCACAUGCGUUUCUGACCGUCGCCGAGUGCUGCCGAGGAACACUGACAGUGGCGUUACAGAGACAGAAAUUAUUCAAAUGAGCUGAUAAAACGACGGUAAGUUUUGUUGCAUGGACACCCACUGCACUUGCUUUGUAUAUGAGAGUGGAAAAUGAAGUCGCGGAUACCAAAAAGAAGAUUUAAACAUCAGUUUGGAGAUUAAACGCUUUUUAAAAUAGCAUUUUGCUUGUUUGGUAUUUAUGAUUUUAACGAAGCUAAAUGCAGCCGAAGGAGACCAGGAGGUGUUUGAUCCGCAUGACUUGAGGAUUUUAUCCUAUUGGGGUUAAAUGGUUCUGAUAACGGACAGCAGGGAUGGCGGAGGAUCAUCUCCAGGAAAAGUUAAACCACUUAAACAUGCUAAAAGCGCCCAGAUCUGCCCCACUAUCGUGGAGGAAUCACCUGAUCGCUCUGGCGAUAACGAUUAUGAUGAAUAUCUCGGCUCGGUCGAGUUGGACGAGGACUUCGAGGAGUUGGAUGACUUCUCGGACCUGCCGGAUACCAGGAGCAUCGCCUCAGAUGACUCGUUUUAUCCACCGGACGAUGACUUCGCUGACUCGGAGAGAACCCCUUCCCCGGAGAGUCCCGCUCCGCUGUCCUUCUUUCAGGCGUGUUGCAGCAACAACGCGCUCAUAGUGAAACUCAUGAUUAGACAAGGAGUCACGGAGGAGGAUGUACAGGAGACGGACAAAAACAAUAGAACUGGACUAAUAGUGGCAUGCUACCAAGGGUACGUGGAUGUGGUGGUUGCUCUCUCCCAGUGUCCUCACCUGGAUGUGAACUGGCAGGACAAUGAAGGCAAUACAGCCCUCACCACCGCUUCUCAGGCGGGUCACAUCACAAUCACUAACUACCUUCUCAACUACUUUCCCGGGCUUGACAUCGAGAAGAGGAACUGCCAUGGAUUCACCGCUCUGAUGAAAGCUGCUAUACAGGGUCGAGUGGAAUGUGUCAGAGCCCUGAUGCUGGCAGGAGCUGACAUAGAUGCCAGAGACAAUGGGCGGAAGUUCACUGCGCGAGAGUGGGCCGUCUUUACAAGCCGCUAUGACACUGUGUCCGCUAUGACGCGGCUGAUGCAGCAGCCGUGCGCGGAUCAGUUCUGCGACACCUAUCGGUCUGAGUGGCCCCUUCUGCCUGCACUGGUGGCCAAAGCUCAGGCGCCGAAAGGCUGCAUUCAGAAAAUUUCAGAGACACUACGUGACUUCUUUGACAUCAGUAACGUCAGCGAGGCUUCGGAAGACGGGGUCCUGGAUCACAUGGUGCGUAUGACAACAUCCCUGGGGAGCCCAUUCAUCGCAACGGCAUGUCGAACGGUGUGUCCCGGCAGCCCGCCCUGUGUGGGAAAACGCCGGUACUCUGUUCAGGAGAUACUAAGAAAACAACGCAUCGAGCAGCUGAAAAGUAUGGGACCCGAGCGCCUCGAGAACUACAAACGCCUCUUCCAGAACUCCCGCGUCCAGCUGGUGGUCAAAUCGAAAGAUCGUCGUGCGAGCCUGCAACCCCAGGCCCAAUCAGACGGCUCCUCCUCGUCCCCCCCGGGCAUCCGCAGGGCCAGUCUGCUCCCCUUACACCUGCUGAGGAGGAGCAGCGUUAGGCCAGGGAUGGUGGUGCCCAAGCUGAGGAUUACCAAGGCACCUACGUCAACCUACGUGCCGGAGAAAGUGCGACGGAAAAGCAGCUGUAUAGAAGAGCAGUUCCUCCAGAUCCCGAAGUGGAGAUACAAAGAACUGAAAGAGGAGCGAAAGAAAGCAGAGGAGGCGGAAAGGAAAAGACUGGAGGCCAUAACUAAGAGACGACUCACUACAGGCAAAAGGAAAUAAGUGUGUGCAAACACACUGCUCAGCGUUUUAAACUUGAAAUGCAAUUUUGAUGAUGGAUUCAAAUUUAUUUGACCAUUUAUUGUUCUAAUUUUUAUAAACUUAAUUGCUUCUCAACUCUUUUAACCUCUUUAAAAUAGGGUACAUUGAAGGAUUUACUGUAGGACAGCUACUCUAAUCCCAUUUCAUGUGUUCGGAGCUUCAGGAAAACAGCUCCAGAUCAGUUUAUGUGGGUACACUACUAAAACCAGAUGCUACUUUAUGUUUACAUUCUUAAAAUAGGGUUCUUUGGGUUUUUAGAGUAUCCGAAUGCUAGCAUUGUCUCAGAUUUAACAGUAGCAUUGUGAAUGUAUUUAACAGACAUACUUUGUCUUUACCUCAUUUGUGAACUAACAUUGUAGAUAUCGAUGGUAUUUCAACCGCAGAUCUGUCUGAAUUUGCACACCUUUCAGGGACAAAUGCUACAGACAAUCACCAGCAAGUAAUGCACCGCAGAAAAAGAGGUAGUGAUAUAAUGGAUUUGUUCUGUACAUGUAUUUUAAUAAUUAUUUAUACUACUAAAGCACUCUAAGUUCAUUACUCUUUUAACAAAUGGUAUUUGCAACUAUAUGGGGAGAGUGGGGUAAGAUGUGUCUUGCAAAGUAAAUUAUUGGAAUUUAUUUAUCAAGGGCCCAACAUACACUGCUGCCUGUGAUGGAGAAGUACAUUUAAAAAAAAAAAGCUAAACAUUUCUUUGCAUGUCAAAGUAAAUAAUUAUAUAUGAAAGAAAACACAAAUGUUUACAGGUUGAUAUAUCUAACAGUAUAUAUAUAUACUGUUCAAAGUUUGAGAUGAAUGGGACUUGUUUUGAAGAAAUUAAUAAUUUCACAUAGCAAGGACACAUUCAAUCAAUCAAAAGUGACUGAAGAAUUUUAUAAUGUUACAAAAGAUUUCUAUUUACAAUAAAUUAUGUUCUUUUUAACUUUUUAUUAAUAAUAUAUAUAUAUAUAUAUUCUAAAAUAUAAUUAUAUUUCAUAGUAUUACCUUUUUGAUUAAAUAAAUUGCAGCAUUGUUGAGCAUAAUUAUCAUUCAUCAAAUAAUUCUAAAAACAUUUUGUAUCAAGGUUUCAACAUUGAUAAUAAUAAAUAAAUGACAGUAUUACUUUAUACAUUUCUAUUAAAUAAAAGCAGCCUUGUUGAGCAUAAUAUAAUUCUUUAAAAACAUUUUUAAAAUCUUACAACUCAAAAUUUUGUAAGUCUUGAAUAUAGGUCAAUUACUUGUGUUAAAAAAAAAAAAACAUUAUUUAGCAUAAAAAUUAGCCAUGAAUUGUUAAACCAUUUUCCAAAACAAGCUGUGGAACCAGGGGUUCUCCUAAUAUUGAAAAUGAACUUUGCCUUCAAAUAUAGGAAAUAUUGUUACUAAUAAUAUAAAUACUGAAAAUUAUUAUCAAAUACUCUUAAUAUUUAACAUUAUGCUAAAUAUUGGGAAUAUUUAUUUCCCAAUUUCUUUUUGCAGGAGGUAUCUUAAGUAAAAAGUGGCACAGCUUAUCCCACUCUCCUAUAUGAUUUAUUUCAGAGCUGGAAACAGUCCAUCCAAUUUCAAACAUAUCACAACAAAUCUCAGGUAUGAAUGCUUCUGUAUGCAGAAAAGUACAAUGUUUAAUUAAACAUAGUGUAGUGUUAUCUGUUUGAAAUAUUCCUCUCACUGAGCGUCCCAUCAUCUCAACAGCACCACUGUGCCUCGGACUACACAAAACACACACCACACAGCUGACUUCACAAAGACUAUCUUAAAAUAACACUGUUUACACUACUCUAGGUUGUAACCCAAAAGUAAUGACCAUCAAUGCUUGAAAAAAGGAUCUCAUUGUAUCUUUUGAAUAAAAACGACUUUAUAAAUCCAAUGUGUGACUCCAUUUGUUGAACUUUGAGCAGGAGUAAAGGUGAAGCACACACAUUACUAAGCUAUUGAGGUCACCGGCACAAGGGACUUAUCAAUCCUGCAGGGUCAGCACUUGCUUCAAGAAAACACUGUAUGAAAAACAAUGAAGUGCCCUCUGCUGGAGAACCAAAGCACUGACGUGGGAUCUGUGGCAGCACUGAUAGCCUAUCAAAGACAAAUACACUGAGAAGGCCUGAAUGUCACAUAGACCCCAUGGUUUGGGCCACUCUGACCAGGCUUCAAAACAAGUGCUUCAUUUCCAGAUACCAUGCUGUGGAAAAGUAAAAACCUUGACCUGUAACACAACAUUUCGUAAGGGUUUAGCUGCCACUCAUGCCUUUGAGGUUCACCUUGUCCGAGUGGGAACAGCAGGUUUGACCAGCUGGUCUGCUAAUGGCACGUAUGCAUAAGUCUUGCUGCUUUGGGCCCAGAACAUGCUGUGGGAACACUCUGAAGUUUGUGGCAGCUGCUGGCUCUUAUCAACACCUGAGAGGAACACAAAGUGAACUUAGGGCUGGAGAACAUGAGAUAAUGAAACGGAGGGAGAGUUUGGUGGCUCAGCACUGCAUGGCUGACGGGCUUUGCCACUCUUAUUAGUUCAUACAGCAUGAAAAGUAGGCCGUGGGAUUACACAUGAACUUUUACUACUGAGCUGAGUGCAUGUUCUUAUUAAGAUCAUUAAUAAUAUUUAAUAGGACGAAAAACACACAUGGCAAUCGUUUACAUUUUUAUUUAUUUCAGCGCAUGCAAUGCGAGUAUUGAAAUUCCUCUACUUUUACUCUCCAUAAAAUUCUACAAUUCAGCUCAGAUUGUGGUCAUGAACAGCUCAAAAUGGCAUUAGACAUAGUUUCGAAGAUAAUUUUAACCUCCAUCGUGUUACUUUUUCUAUUAUCUUGGAUUCAUCAAAACACACACACACAGCAAUCAUAUGGUAAUUCUAGCAUGACUUUUUAUUUAAGCAAACAUUGAAAUUCCUUUUUUAAACUAAAUCAAUUUAUUCUCCAAAAAAUUCUGAAAUGUAUUUAACGCAAGGCACACAGAUUCCCUAUUAGAGUUUUGUAAAUGAUUUCAGCCUUGCAUGUUUGUGAAAGCAGUGAUAUUUCCAUCAGGCAUUGCAACUCUAUCUUAUGAUUGUGUUUUCAAGAGCAAAAAGGGCGUGUGUGGUUUUAUAUUAACUCUUUAUUCAGAUAGCCACACCUAGUACCUAAUGCCUAAUAUACAACAUUCACCGACUUCAAAAGAAGAAGAAGAAAAAAAAAAAAAGAUUCAUACAAUUUACAUCUCUCUGGAACUAUUUAUG